Molecule: messenger RNA, 2425 nt
Organism: Danaus plexippus (monarch butterfly)
Lineage: Eukaryota; Metazoa; Arthropoda; Insecta; Lepidoptera; Nymphalidae
Gene: NimB
Product: collagen alpha-1(I) chain-like
Exons: 8
Coding region: 142-2364 (740 amino acids)
Source: RefSeq, a predicted model, not a curated record
AAGUUUUAAACGGAACCAUGUAAGUGCAAAUACAUCACGCUUUACGAAUCCCAUAUUCAUCACCUACAUAACAAUAUAAGCUCAGUGUUGUUUUGUGUGUUAUAGCCGCAAGUCACACACGAUAACAAUAUAAUCGGUGUGAUGUAUUUGUUUUUUCUCGGGGUUCUGUUGCUGGGCUGCGUAAACGCGAAUAAUGAUGCCGAAUAUGUAAAUGUUAAAUCCGUCAAAGGUGGUCAUCGGGGCUUUCAUUACAACCCAACAGCCAACUACCCCAACUUCUACAAUGGCAGCAGGGGUCAGUACGGCGGAUAUGACAUGCGUUACAACAUGACACAUGGUUAUGGGUCCCUCAACACUACUGCCAUACGCCGAGUUGACUAUGAAGUCGGUGUUUGCUACAUUGAAGUACCAACUGCCACCUUAGUGCGUAAUCCAGCUCAAGUUCCUAUGGGCAAUGGUUCGCGACCUGACCUCAGCCGUAUCAGAAGCUGUUGUAAAGGCUACAUACGAAACAUCCACAACUCUCAAAUUUGUGAUCCAGUAUGCUCCAAGGAAUGCGUCAAUGCGCUUUGUACUGCACCCGAGACAUGCUCGUGUUUCCCUGAUCAUGUGAAAAAUUUGGCUGGAUUUUGCAUACCCAUUUGCCCUAUAGGAUGCCAGAACGGUCAUUGCAGUGGUGGUGAGUGUUUGUGCAAGCCCGGCUUUAAAUUGGACUCUGAAAGCAAGUAUUGUAUUCCAACUUGCAGAGAAAACUGUGGAGGUAUAGGUAAUUGUACCAACUUGAAUGUUUGUGAAUGCAAGUCCGGCUACCAAUCUACCCCCGAGGGUAAUUGCAGGCCUGUUUGUAGUAAAUGCAACGGCGAUUGUGUCGCGCCCAACGACUGUCGGUGCAAGCCUGGCUAUGCAUUAGAUCAACAAGGCCAAUGUACUCCACAAUGUCCUCAGGGAUGUGGACCCAACAGCCGAUGCAUUAGUCCGAAUGUUUGCGACCAAAAUGGAUCUGUUCAACCACACCAACCCGGAAACCUUUACCCAUUGUAUCCUGGACAACAGAUAAAUAAAACAGUGCCCGCAAACAACACAUAUCCAGGUCAAAUAUAUAUACAAAAUAGUACCAGUUUUCAAGAAAGAGGAGAUCAGCUCUUUACUGACAGUCAAAUCUACAAUAGCAGUACUCAUUCAGGUCAAGAUGGCAUUCAAAAACCUUCAGGUUAUCAACCAGGACAGCAGGGAUACCCAGGAAUGUCUCAAUAUCCAAAUCCGAAUGGGCAAAACAGAUACCCCAACCAACCAGGUUCCAAUGAAAAACCUGAAUAUCGACCAAUACCUCAACGUCCAGGCCAAUCUGGCUAUCAACCAGGGCAGCAAAGAUACCCUGGACAAUCUGGGUAUCCUGGACAAUCUGAAUAUCCUGGACAGUCUGGAUAUCCUGAACAAUCUGGAUCUCCUGGACAAUCUGGGUCUCCUGGACAAUCUGGGUCUCCUGGACAGUCUGGGUCACCUGGACAAUCUGGGUCUCCUGGACAGUCUGGAUAUCCUGGACAGUCUGGAUAUCCUGGACAGUCUGGAUACCCUGGACAGUCUGGAUACCCUGGACAGUCUGGAUAUCCUGGACAGCCUGGAUAUCCCGGACUGUACCCAGGACAACCCGGAUAUCCCGGGCAGUACCCUGGACAACCCGGAUAUCCCGGGCAGUACCCUGGACAACCCGGAUAUCCUGGGCAAUAUGAAAAUCCACGACAAUAUGAAUUUCCAAGACAACCCGAACCUUUCUUAUACCCUGAUCAACCAGGAUACCGCCCUGGCUAUCCGGGACCAUCUAGACCUGGGCCUCAAGAAAACCCUAGGCAAUCUGAAUAUCCUGACCUACCUGGAUAUAGGUUACCUUCUGGAUAUCCCGUGUCAGCUGAUCAACGACAUCCUAAUAACCAAAAUCAAACCUCUUACCCCAUAAAUCAAGGAAAUCAAAAUAGUUCUACUCAACCUCAGUACCAAGGCCAGCCAGAUCACAAUGCACCAUCUGGAAUAAAUGGAAAAUCUUUAUACCCUAGUUACCCUCCAAGUAAUGGGUUAUCAGGAUAUGGCCAGCAGACGAACACCGACAAUGAUCAAUGUGACCAGCCUUGUAUUAAUGGUGUCUGUAGUCAAGGACUUUGUCGUUGUAAGCCUGGAUAUAUUAUGGACGUGAAUGACGUAACACAGUCCAGAUGUCUGCCAAACUGUCCUGGUGGAUGCCCGAACGGCGUGUGCUCAGCGCCGCACUUCUGUAUCUGCAACCCCGGAUAUCACAAGGACACAAGUGUCAAAGGGCGGCAAAACUGCGUCAAAAGAAUCCGCCGCUCUAUCAACGAACUAUUGGACUAAACGAAGAUCCCUGUGUAUGAUACAUCUGAAAAUACUGAGUAAUAAAAUGUGACUAAUACCA